UUCCAUCACCAUCGAACUUGUCCAUUCCGUCACCGUCGUGCUUCAAUUCGUCCAGCUCUCAGCUGUGUAUUAUUCUUCUCUUUCUGUAUUAUAAGUGAAGUUCCACUCGGAAGGUGCGUGCCUCUCUUUCCUUCUUUCGGUCAGUCCUUCUCGCCUACUAUUUGGAGCUCGGCUGGGAGCUCAAGGAUACAGCUUCCUCAACCUGGUGAGGUUGGGAGCUAGCCCCUGGACGGGUUACCAUGCUCAAAAGGGGGAAGCAAACACAAGGUGUUUGGGUGAUGAUUGCACCUGCUUUCCAUGUUUCCCAGUGUUAGGUGGUUGGCUUCACUUGUUGUUUCCGACAUCCCACUUCCUCGAAAAAAGAAGAUGGUACCAUGUCAGCCGGCAGUGAUGCUCUCACUGCUGCCAGUGGAGAUGGGCUGAGCCAACUUCGAUUCCAGUCCGUGGGACAAACAACGUGCUGCGCCAAUUGGCGUGCAGCUCGGCCCGCAUCUGGUUCCCCCUCCUCUGCAGGCUGGGGCAAUUCGCGAUCGCCACGGAUCAGAGGGAGGGAGGAUGGGCAUGAGGGGGUCAGCAAAGAAGUGGGAUGUCCAGUCUCGUUGUUCAGUGUCCCCUUCCCGGCAGCCAAGCGGUUGCUUGAAGACAAGAAUUGUCUCCCCCGUGUCUCUCUGUCACUGCCCUCAUCGUCUCAACUCUUCCUCCUCUUGCUACAAAAAGGCCAUGGCCACAUACAGAGUUGGCUUCGUCCUGAACGUUCACCGUCAUCUUGUUCGCCUCAAACCAUGCCCCACGCCAGCGUUGCUGGGGGUGCUGUACUAGCUGCUGAGCAACCAGACGGUGAGGGGCGGCAAAGCAUGACCCCCGCCAUGGUUGGACAACACCACAACAGGCCCCUCCUUUCUCACGUGAAGUAUACGUACCUGUUCAGGGAUAGCUUUUUUAUUGGUCCAUGUGGAGCACUAACCCAGUUUCUCGCCAGCCCGGAAAAUGUUUCGACCCCUCCUACCCCGCGGUUGCUCUGCUCUUCCUCGACCUUCCUCCCUCUUUCACCAACUUCCCACUGCUCCAUUCUCUUCCACCUUUUCGUCGUCUAUCCAAUCCAACAUCAGAAACUCCGUUAGAGCUUUCUCAGUCUCAUCAAUCAACAUGGCCCCUCAAGUCUUCUUCAAGGUCUCUUGGUCUGGUCCCACCGGCUUCGAUAGCCAGGGCCGCCCCAACAACGAGAUCGCCGAGCAGGAGGGUACUAUCAAGUUCAACCUCUACGACGACGUUGUCCCCAUCACCACCCGUAACUUCCGUGAGCUCUGCACUGGCCAGAACGGCUUCGGCUACAAGGGCUCUUCCUUCCAUCGCAUCAUCCCCGAAUUCAUGCUCCAGGGUGGUGACUUCACCCGUGGCAACGGCACCGGUGGCAAGUCCAUCUACGGCGAGAAGUUUGCCGACGAGAACUUCCAGAUCAAGCACACCCGCCCUGGUCUCCUCUCCAUGGCCAACGCCGGCCCCAACACCAACGGCUCCCAGUUCUUCAUCACCACCGUGAAGACCUCUUGGCUCGAUGGCCGCCACGUCGUCUUCGGCGAGGUUGCCGAUGAUGACUCCAUGCACGUCGUCAAGCUCCUUGAGGCUACCGGCUCCGGCUCCGGUGCCAUCAAGCCUGGUCUCAAGAAGCCCACCAUUGAGGACUCCGGUGAGAUCAACUAAAUCAACUAAAUCGAUGGUUGAUUUCGGAACGAAGGAGGGUGGUUCAGUGAUAUGGUUAGCAUAUUGUCUUGUGGACCUCUAGGAGGUUGGAGAAUAUAAAAGCACCACUUCAUUGGCCUUCACAUUGUUUCAUCCAUGAAUUAUUCUGCUGCCAGGUCGUUACCGACAUCUGGGACUAUGUUUGAAUGAAGUAGAUGGUAAACAAUG
Messenger RNA from Podospora pseudocomata, 1908 nucleotides. RefSeq names its product phosphatidylinositol transfer protein csr1. The transcript is spliced from 4 exons. The record is from RefSeq and is a predicted model, not a curated record. NCBI's taxonomy places the organism in Eukaryota, Fungi, Ascomycota, Sordariomycetes, Sordariales, Podosporaceae. Bases 988 to 1701 code for a protein of 237 amino acids. Gene Ontology annotation, molecular function: peptidyl-prolyl cis-trans isomerase activity. Gene Ontology annotation, biological process: protein folding; protein peptidyl-prolyl isomerization.